This is a messenger RNA of Phodopus roborovskii (desert hamster), 915 nucleotides long. RefSeq lists its product as uncharacterized. Gene Ontology annotation, molecular function: growth factor activity. The record is from RefSeq and is a predicted model, not a curated record. The coding region runs from base 254 to 874 and encodes 206 amino acids. NCBI's taxonomy places the organism in Eukaryota, Metazoa, Chordata, Mammalia, Rodentia, Cricetidae. The transcript is spliced from 2 exons.
UCCCUCUGUCCCCACAGGCACCCAGUUCCUACACAGUUACUGGCUACUGCACUUUGAAGCGACUCCCUUCUUGGGCUCUUCCCUAAUACAGCUCUGGGCCUGGGUACCAAUUGCUCCUCGUGCCUCUGAGCUCAUUCUGGAGUUCAAGGACCAUCAAGAGGACUCACAGAGAACCCUUCUGGAUACUUUCCCCAUCAUCUUCUCAUCUUACCAGUUAGAAAGAGGGGCCUUAUUGGAGAUCUACUGUUUGCUGAUGUAUUGGAUGGAGGUGGUGCCCGUCCUCCUGGCGGAGAAGUCUGUGUUCACCCAGGUCCCCAAAGCUAUCUUGACGGAAUGUUCCAGUUCUCAAGAAAAGCGCGAUGUCGUGCUGCUGUUUGUGUCCUUGCCUCACGCUCAGCCACCUCUGUUCCACGUGCCUUACAUCCAGGAGCCCUUUAUCCCUGAUGAGGAACAGCAGAUCUUAAGUCAGAGCGACCAGGGAGUGGGCCAUGGCCAGGCUCAUCGCCCGAUGCAGAAGCUCUGUCAUCUGCAGGAUCAAAAGGUGAACCUCCACAGAGCUCCGUGGGGCCAGUGCAUCGUAGCGCCCAAGACGUUCAGCUUCUCGUCCUGUCAAGGGGUCUGCCUGGCCCUGAACAGUGAGCUCCUUCACUCCGAUCCCAGAUACUAUAAGAGGGAAGCGCCCACCUGCUCCAGGUUCUCUCAGAUCUGUAGUCCUGCCAAGGUCCGUUUUUUCUCCUUGAUGGUCCAGGAUGAUGAACACAAGAUGAGCGUGCACUACCUGAACGCUACCCUGGUAGAAAAGUGUCCUGCUCCUGAGAUGCCUCAGAGCCUCCUGUGGAUCCGACAUCGUCUCCAGAGCUUUGUGGGAGGGUGAGGGGAUGUGGUUUGUUUAACAAGGCACAGGGAAGAUGGAGU